Messenger RNA from Lolium rigidum, 2699 nucleotides. RefSeq lists its product as uncharacterized. Lineage: Eukaryota; Viridiplantae; Streptophyta; Magnoliopsida; Poales; Poaceae. The record is from RefSeq and is a predicted model, not a curated record. The coding region runs from base 1 to 2490 and encodes 829 amino acids. The transcript has 5 exons.
AUGGCGACGGCGGCGGCGAGGUCCCCGUCCCCGGGCCAGGCGAGGCCCUGCUCCGCCAUGAGGAGGAGCGCCGACUCCUGCCCCUUCAAGCCCGCAGAUUGUCCGCACAGGACCGCCUCCAUCUCCAAGGGCGGCGCCGUGUGCGGCUGCCACGCCUCGCCGCGCCGGCGGUCCUUCGGGGAGAAGGAGAACGACCAGCAGCGGGACGCCGCCGCGGCCAGGACCACCUCCAAGCCCGCGCGCGCCUCGGGCCCGAAGAACUUCAUGUCGCCCACCAUCUCCGCCGCGUCCAAGGCCGUCGCGGCGGCCUCCUCCCCGUCGCCGAGGAAGAGGGUGCUCGGGGAGCGGAACGAGGACGCGCACCUCUUCGCCCCGUUUUCCCCCGCCAACCUCGCCCACAAGCCCAAGGCAACACCACCGCCCGAGGCGGGCUCCGCGCGCCGCCUCCGCCUCUCCUUCGACGGGCCGCCUCCCGCGGCCGCCGCCUCGUUCGGUGAAGAGGACGCGGGGAUGGAGAACCACCACCACCACGCGAUUGCGGCGGCCGAAUCGGUGGACGCGGCGGAGCCGUCCCGCGCGGCGCUGUACGACCCCAAGACCAACUACACCUCGCCGAGGCCCCGGUUCCUGCACUACAGGCCCAACCCCCGCAUCGACAUGUACAGGCACGGAGGCAGCGCCGCCAGGCGGCUCGACGAGGGCUUGGCCUCCUCCGAGAGCAGCGAGGAAUCCCUCGCCACCACCACGGACGAUGACCUGGCGGAGGAGGAACAAGAGCAAGCGCAGCAGCUAGGACCAGAGGAGCCAUCAGCUCUGGCGGCUGCUCCAUCUGAGGCCGAAGAGGCGGCUGCUGUUCCCGCCGCCGUGUCCUGCGUCCUCCCACAGGAACCAGCGCCGGGUUCACCGCGUGCCCCCGUGCUGACAUCUGAGCCCGCGCCUGCGGCGGCCACGUCCCCGCCGGCUCGCGUCCUGGCAACGGAGCCUCGGGCGACUUCUCCGCCAGCUCGUGCGCUGACGCCAGAGCCGAAGCCUGGGGUGAGCUCCGCGCGAGCUCCAGAGAAGAAGAAGAGAUCUAUGCUGAGGUUCAUGUUUCCUCUUGCUCUGAUUCUGCUCGUGGCUGCUGCCUUCGCGAGCGUGUCGUUGCCGCCAGAUUCUCCGAUCAUGGCAAACCCCGCCGUGUCGAAGGUGUCGAGCUUUCUUUCAGUUCAAGAAUUGCAUCCUGUGGAGUUGGCUGCUUGGCUCAAGCAAUGGUCAAGCAGUUCGUUGGAUUCGGUCACGGCCUACUGGGAGGCUGCUUUGGCUUCUACUACGCAAGAGCAAGAGUAUUUCGGUCCGCACUUUGCUGCCAAUUUCAGUGCUGCAUCUGCAGAUGCGGAUCAUGGUGCUGAUUUCUACUACAACUUUGCUGAAGCGAUGCCAAGUGAUGAUGAACCUAUUGGUGCCACAAGUGACUUCACUGCACUACUGCCAGAGGGCGAUGUUGUAUUGGAAGAAGAAUCACUUGAUGAUGAUGCAGUUGAAGAAGAGGCUGAUGCAUCAGAAUACUACAAGGUAGUAGAAGAGCUUGGUGUUGAAACAUCAGAAGAAGCCCCAGGUAGCAAUGGUGCCAGUUUCUUGGAGGAGCAGUUGAACAUCCACGACGCUGACUUGAGUGCACAGGCAGAGGUUGAUGCUGUAAUGGAAGAAGAAUCAAUUGAUGCUGCGGUACCAGAGGAGCUUGAUCUUGAAAUGUCAGAGGAAGCUCCUGAUAACUAUGGUGAAGAGAUGGCAUCCUUCAGUCAGAAUUCGGACAUCCCCUCUGAACCUAUUGUAGAGCCAGAGCAAGAUGUUGAGACUGAUGAGUCCCAGGACGAUCACACUAAUGGCAAGGACGAGGGUGAGGAGGUGCAUCGUGGUCUGAAGCCGGAUUCGAGUAUGUGGCCAAGCUACUUGGACAAAAUCUCAAAGCCUGCAGCAGGUGUUGCUCUUCUUGUUGUCAUUCUGUCAGCUGGCAUUGCUGUCUUUUCUAUGAGGAAGAAGCAAACACAGGUUGUAUCAACUUCCAGUGCACCAGUUGAGGAACCUGAGCAGCCUGCCAGUGCACUAUCUGGGGAACCUGAGCAGGCUGAACAUCAUUCUGUUGAGGAUCACCACCUUGUCAAGCCUUCACAGUCUGUUUCAGGGAGCAGCGAGGGCCACGUUGUGAGGCCUUCACAGUUUCAGAGUUCCAUGGCAGAAGAAACUGAAAGAUUUGGCGAUUCUGUUUCUCAGUAUAGCAGCAGCUUGUCUUCUGGCCAAGGCAGGAGGAGGAAGACCAUAGAGGAAGAGAACCUCACUCUUGAGCCAGCAUCCAGGAGAGAAUCCACAACACAUUCCACAUCAUCCUAUGGUAGUUUCACUACCUUUGAGAAGAUCUCUGCCAAAAAAAAGAAUAAGGACGACGAGGCGAUGACCCCAGUCCGACGUUCCAGCAGGUUGCGGACUGUUAAAUCACCGGAGGCGCAGGCUUAGUGCUCUAACUACUUUGUAGGGGACGUAACUCGUAGAGGCACUUCAGCUUCCUGCUCAGUUCCACCUUCGUGUUGGACAGAAGUAUACGAUAAAUGACAGCUUUCUGCUGUUAUUUUCUACAAAAUAGGAUUAGGAUUUGUGUUUCCAGUUUGAAAUUGCUUAAAAUUGCAUAAGUGAUUGUACACUCUUGUGUUGUUCUGUAUUUGAGA